AUGAACUCAGCUGCCCAUCCUCCGAGAAGGGUUGAAGAGCAGCAGUUAACAAUGGAAGACGAAGAGCCAGGGACAGCCUUCCCACCUGGAGCAUCUCCUGCUAAAGUGGAUCAAGAACUCAUUGCGCUACUAGUAAAAGAAACAGAAGCAAGGUUUCCAGAUGUAGCAAAUGGAUAUGUUGAAGAAAUAAUUCACUUGAAGAAUCAUUACGAUUUAAAUGAACUUUGUAAUUUUCUUCUGGAAAAUUCAGAUUAUCCAAAGAGAGAAGAUGGAGUCAAGGUGAACCCCAUCAGCAGCCUGUUUGCCAGCCAAGAUGAGACACAACCCCACGCAGUGGACUUCUUUGACUAUUCCCAAUUGGCUCCUCUGGACGAACCCUGCUUCCUUCAAGCUGCUGACCUCCUGAUGACCGACUUCAGGAUGAUCAGCUGCCAGGACAUCAAGUGGGCCCUGCGCAAGUUCAAGGGACACUAUGCAAUCACUCGCAAGGCCUUUUCUGAUGCCAUUAAAAAACAGCAGGAACCAGCACCAAAAGCCAGCGGGAAAAGGAAAAAGAAAAGAAAUACGAGCCCAUUUUCUUACAUGGACUUCAAGUUUGAACAAGGUGACAUCAAAAUAGAAAAGAAGAUGCUCUUUCUGGAAAACAAGCGGCGAGACUUUAGGUCCUAUGACCGGCAGGCUCUGCUUCCGGCCGUGCGGCGGGAGCAGGAGUUCUAUGAGCAGAAGGUCAAAGAGAUGGCAGAGCAUGAAGAUUUUCUGCUGGCCCUGCAGAUGAAUGAAGAACAGUAUAAAAAAGACAGCCAGCUGAUAGAGUGCCGCUGCUGCUACGGGCAAUUUCCAUUUGAAGAGCUGACCCAGUGCAUGGAUGCUCACUUGUUCUGCAAAGAGUGUCUCGUUAGAUACGCCCAAGAGGCAGUCUUCGGGGCUGGAAAGUCGGAGCUCAGCUGCAUGGAAGGCAGCUGCACGUGUUUGUUCCCGACCAAUGAACUGGAGAAGGUGCUUCCGCAGACCAUCCUGUCCAAGUACUACGAACGGUUAGCCGAGGAGGAGGUCGCGGCAGCCUUUGCCAGCGAGCUGGUCAGGUGUCCCUCCUGUAAUUUCCGUGCUGUGCUGGACAAUGACGUGAGGAAAUUCAGUUGUCCUAACCCACACUGCCGAAAGGAAACCUGUCGAAACUGCCGGGCGCUCUGGAAAGUACAUGAUGGUCUCACCUGUGAAGAGCUGGCUGGGAAGGAUGAUACCAAGUUCCGAACCUUCAUUGAAGAGAAAAUGGCUGCUGCCUGCAUUAGAAAAUGCCACAGGUGUGGGACUGGCCUCAUCAAAUCUGAGGGCUGCAACCACAUGUCCUGCCGCUGUGGUGCCCUGAUGUGCUACCUCUGCCGAGAGCCCAUCAGUGGGUACGACCACUUCUGCCAGCACCCACGCAAGCCGGGAGCCCCUUGCCAACAGUGUUCCAGGUGCUCCCUCUGGACUGACCCCACGGAAGAAGAUGAGAAGGCAAUUGAGGAAAUCCGGAAGGAGGCCGAGGAGGAACAGAAAAAGAGGAAUGGAGAAAACACAUUCAAACGUAUCGGCCCCCCGCUGGAGAAGCGCCCUGUGAAGGUGUCGAGACAGGACGCCUUGCCCAGGCCUCUGGUGCGGAUCCUGCACCCGCCACAGAUGCCACACUACAGACGGCCACACUUCCCGCAGCAGCCCUUCUUACAGCCGCUCUUUUGGCCCAUGCCCAACAACUUUCUACUGAACACAAGACCCAUCGCAGUCCCCUUCGUGCCCCCUACGCCGAAUAGGAGGGUCAACUAUAACUUCGGCCCCAUUAACUUGGCCCUGGAGUACCCCCAACACAUGCACUUUCGUCACUGGAAUUACUUCUGA
Ochotona curzoniae (black-lipped pika) is the source of this 1875-nucleotide messenger RNA. Its product is annotated as E3 ubiquitin-protein ligase RNF216-like. The record is from RefSeq and is a predicted model, not a curated record. Gene Ontology annotation, molecular function: zinc ion binding. NCBI's taxonomy places the organism in Eukaryota, Metazoa, Chordata, Mammalia, Lagomorpha, Ochotonidae. The transcript has 2 exons. Bases 1 to 1875 code for a protein of 624 amino acids.